Messenger RNA from Soboliphyme baturini, 957 nucleotides. The record is from the annotation of a GenBank genome assembly. NCBI's taxonomy places the organism in Eukaryota, Metazoa, Nematoda, Enoplea, Dioctophymatida, Soboliphymatidae.
AUGCUCGUCGGUAUCCACAAGUUAGAGUUGGUCAGUAGGCCGCGAAGUCUGGUUUUGAAGAGUACUGACGAUGACGAUGGUGACAGCUCGGAUUCUUUCGACUCUGCGUCCCCUCCAGCGUCGUUCAGAUUAGCCGAUUUUUCCUUUGCGUCGCGGAAUGCGGAUUCUACGCCGUCGUCGUCCGUUGUAGCCGAGAAACCGGGUGCGGCCGCACUAUCGAAUGACACGUUUGUCAUUGACCGUUCCGGCACCAGUCUCCAUUCUUCGUCGCUGACGGACAUCGGGACGAACAGCAUGGUCAGAAAUAAGCGUUUUCAGUCGUCUCUCCCGAAACAGAGGGAUAUCACACUUUCCGGUAGCAUCGGAUGUGCGGCAAAUGUCAGCGACGUCUCUGUGAGGCCAUUCGACGACAGUCGGACCAGUCGCAUGCCCGAUGUUGACAUUAUGCCGACGUUAUUGGCGGAAAUUGACGAAGUAGCGAAAUCAUCGGUUUUAACGCCUGAUUUCGAGCAGCAUGACGUCGUUGAAAGCGCUUUCCGGUCUAAAAGAGCGUUGAAGAGGCAAAGGAAGGCGGAGGCAGAGGCUAGUGCUGGUAAAAAGUGGUUCGAUCUGCCGCGAACGGAGCUUACCGAUGAACGCAGGCGGGAUCUUGAAGUUUUGAACCUGCGCGAGGUUCUGGAGAAAAAGAAACGCUUUUACCGAAGUCUGGGACGAACCGGGUUGCCAAAAUACUUUCAGGUUGGCACAGUCGUUGACAGCCCUUACGACUUCUACAGCUCUCGCGUACCACGGAAAGAACGCAAGUCGACAAUUGUUGACGAACUGCUGAACGACAUGGACAUGAAACGUAAGUUCAAGGCUCGUUACCAACAAAUUUUGAUGGAGCAGAAAUCUCGCAAAAGCCGUGCUGCAGCGGGUAAAUAUCGCGUUGCAGGGAAAAGAACCAAAAAGACUUGA